Messenger RNA from Paramormyrops kingsleyae, 864 nucleotides. The record is from RefSeq and is a predicted model, not a curated record. Lineage: Eukaryota; Metazoa; Chordata; Actinopteri; Osteoglossiformes; Mormyridae.
CCCCUCACCUCCACCCCCUUCCCUGGCCCACCCUGUCCCUGCUCCACCUCAGGCACGGAGUAGUUUACCCAUAUCACCUCCCCCCCAGACCCUGCCCCAGCAUUCCCCACCUCCAGCAUGGAGCACUUUGCCCAGCCCCCCCGUGGAGCAGUCACCCCUAACUCCACCCCCACCCCUGAUAUCUGACAUGCCGAUGCUGCCAUCACCUCCAACCCCAACCUCCACCUCAUUCCCUCCCCCACCUCCAGCUCCACCUCAGGCUCGCAGCAGUUUCCCCAAUGUGUCUGCUCAGCCGUCGCCACCGCCCCCUCCUCCACCCCCACCACCUCCUCCACCUCCUCCACCUCUUCCCAACCAAUCCCACCACGCCACCCCAACCAUGUUCGCCAAGUACAGCACCAUCACCCGCCUCAAGAAUGCUUCACAGGCCAACAGCCAAUUAAAGCCUUCCUUGCUGGCCCAGCAUCUAGUGGCCCCUGCCCCACCACCCCAGUUCAUCAAGCCCCAGUCACCAACGGCUGUCAAUGUCCCACCUCCACCUCCACCUCCUCCUCCACCUCCCAUGCCGGCCCCUGGCUCUGCCAUGGCUGUGCUGAAGCUGGGCCCUCCUAGCCAUGCCAUGGCCCAGCCCACCCCUCUGCUCCGCCCACAGCCUAUACUUCCCAUUGCUCACCUGCAAAGCAAUGGCUUCCCCCCUCCACCACCACCCCUCAGCAGCAAUGGCCUCCAGCAGGUCCUUGCCCAGAGGUUUCCCAAUCUUCCACUGGAUAUUUCACCCCCUGCCAGCCAUGAAGAGACACCACCUCCUCCUCCCCCACCUCCGCCUCCCGCUCCAGUUCCACCCCCACCACCCCCCUUACACAU